CUGUCUGACUUUGUGGACGAAUUUUUCGACCAAAACCCUAUCAGCCAACUCGGACUGCUUGUUGCCAAGAACAAAAGGGCGGAAGUCCUAAGUGAUCUAACAGGAAACAUUCAGAAGCUUAAAGACGGGCUGAAUGCAGUGCGAGAGGCAGGCUGUGAUGGCGAAUUUUCUUUACAAAAUGCACUCAGGGUUGCUUUGCAGACGCUAAAGUAUCCGUCACACAGCAGUCGAGAAAUGCUGAUAAUUUGCUCUAGUUUAUCAACAUGUGACCCCGAUGAUAUCAUGAUUACUUUAAAGGAGCUAAAGAAACUGAAAAUCCGAUGUAGCUUCAUUUGUUUGGCAGAAGUUUACGUGUUUAAGCUGAUCUCGGAGGAAACUUCUGGAACCUACAGUGUUCUGUUAGACGAGGAACAUUUGAAAAACGUUCUUUGGACUCAUGCAAUACCUCCGGUUGUUCCGGUAAAGGAUUUGGAUUCGAACCUGAUACGAAUGGGUAAUUGCACUGUAAUCUAUGUAUUAUGUAAUCCAUUACAUUCUACUUUUUAUAUUCGAAAACUUUGUUAA
Messenger RNA from Soboliphyme baturini, 564 nucleotides. The record is from the annotation of a GenBank genome assembly. Lineage: Eukaryota; Metazoa; Nematoda; Enoplea; Dioctophymatida; Soboliphymatidae.